This is a messenger RNA of Nymphalis io (European peacock), 4632 nucleotides long. Its product is annotated as zinc finger protein 420-like. Gene Ontology annotation, biological process: regulation of transcription by RNA polymerase II. Gene Ontology annotation, cellular component: chromosome. The coding region runs from base 392 to 3148 and encodes 918 amino acids. The transcript has 11 exons. The record is from RefSeq and is a predicted model, not a curated record. Gene Ontology annotation, molecular function: chromatin insulator sequence binding. NCBI's taxonomy places the organism in Eukaryota, Metazoa, Arthropoda, Insecta, Lepidoptera, Nymphalidae.
AGUCCAGUCACGCGAGGAAAAAAAAUGUGAAUUUGUAAUUCAUAAUAUUCAUGAAACCAUUGUUUUAACUUAGUAAAUAAAAUAAUAAAAUUUCAUAAGUAAUACUAAAAUGAACGAUGAAGCAAUAGGAUGUUUAUGAAGUCAUGAUAAAUGACGUUCUUGUGUUAAAUAUGUGUGUUUUUAAUGUCUUGUAAUGUGUUAUUAAAAAAGUGGUUUUUUUUCGUGGCGACUGUCGUCUGUGUAGUAGGUACACUUUUUUUCCUAUUGAUUAUUUUCCGUCGACGCAGUUGUAAGCUGUCACACUAGUAACUCGAUGGAAUAUUUUAUAUUUUAGCGUAAAUACACGAUAUUUACUUCAAGUUUUGCCAUUUUUUUACGUAAGUGUUUCAACAUGAAUGAAAACAUGGCACCGGAAGUAGAUCCAUUGAGCAAUUAUAGUAUAAAUCCAUUCCACAACUUUGAAGGUUAUGAAAAUUUACCGUACACUGAAAACAUUGGACCUUAUCCAUAUCCCAUAAAACUAGAGCAAUACCAAAAUACAUUUAACUAUUACAAUGCACCGAACACUAGUGAAAACAAGCAGAACCCACCAGAAAUAACCAAUAAUGUGGCUCCGAAUAAUGAUAGCAACAAUGAACCGACCGAUCCGAUCAUAAACAACACUUUAACAAAUAAUGAACACAAUACAGACCUUGAUAUAAAACCAGAUAUAACAGAAAGCAUAAAUAAGAGGAGAAUUAAAAAGGAAAGAAGCAAAUAUUUCUCUGAGAAAAUAACGGAAAAGGAUUUUCCUUUCUAUGGUUGCUCCGUCUGUAAUAUAUGUUUUAAAUCAUUACACGAACUAGACACACAUGUAACGAUACACAAAGAUAGAAUAACUAGUUACGAUUUGAGAAUAAAAAAUCAAUUAAAAAAAAGGAAAUUAAAGAAAGAGAUGAGAAAAAAUAAAAAGAAACAAAAGAAUGUCGUCAAAUUGGAAGCAGAGAUAGAUAUUGAAAUUAAACCGGAAGACGGGUACAUUGGCAGUGAAAAGGCAUCGGACUCGAUCAACAACACAGAAUCAGAUAACCAAAGCUCGAAGGAAAAUGAGAAUGGAGUAAUGAAUGAGAAGAAAAAUGAUAAUGUACCAAUAACAGAUUCUAGUACGAGAGAAACAAUGAAUAAACAGGAAAUGCAAGAUCUACAAAAAAUUUACAAAUGUUUUGCAUGUCAGAAACAGUUUACGUUGAGUUACUAUUUAAAGUUACACGUCAGAUCUCAUACAGAUGAAAAGCCGUAUACGUGCGCUGAAUGCGGCCAGUCCUUCAUCACAGCCAGCAAGCUGGGGCGACACAAUAAGAGAUUUCAUCUCGCGAUCCGAUAUCAGUGUCGGAUAUGUUAUAGAUAUUUUUCAAGAUUCGAAUUCCUGACCCGCCAUUUUGAUAAAAAACAUCCAGACGAUAAAUUGGAAGGGGAACCGUAUGAUUACAACGCCAUAUUGCCAUAUUUAAAAGAACUUGAGGAACAGCUACGUGAAAAGUCCGAGAGCGAAAAGUCUAAGCCGAAAACGGAGGAUUUGUGGUCGAGCGACUGGCCGAAUAUGGGGACAAGUGACGAUUUGAAGGAUGUUAAAGAAGAAGAGAAAGUAGAAUUAAGGAUCGAGGAAGUGAAGGUCGAUAUGGAUGAAGUUGAUGUGAAACAAGAGGCGGAGUUUGAGGAGAAGGGCGAGGAUCUAGAUGACUUCAGGGACGAUUUGAAAGAUGAGAACGAGUCCGACUCGGACUACUUCCCGUCGGACACGUGCGCCGCCCCCCCGCGCUCGCCGCCCCCGCCGCCCCCCCGCGACCGCCUGCAGUGCGGCGAGUGCGGCAAGCGCGUGAGCAGCGCGUCCUACCUGCGCGUGCACGCGCGCACGCACAGCGGGGAGCGCCCCUACAAGUGCUACGUGUGCGGCGCCGGCUUCAUCACGUCCAGCAAGAUGCACCGACACGUGCUCACCCACCCGCAGUGCUGGGACGAUGAUGAAGUCAAGACAGAAAAUUUAGACAUCAAGAUGGAACCGUUGAAAGAUGGCGACGUCGUUGACGAUAAAAAGAAAUUAAAAAUGAAGAAAGCCCUCGCGAAGUUCUCGAAGAAGCCAAGGAGUUCGGAUAAGAAGAAAAAGCUCUAUCAGAAGCGACCACACGCUUGCGAGUUCUGUCAAAAGAGAUUUCUACACCUGGAGACGCUGCAGGUACAUAAAAAAUCCCACGAAGGCGAGUCGAUAGUGUACAAAUGCACGUUCUGCCUCGAUGAGCAGCAGGACGAGGCGACGUUGAAGGCGCACGAGGCGACGCACGACGGACCGAAGCCCUAUCUGUGCACGAUAUGCGGGAAGGGAUACAAGAAACGCGAGACGAUGAUAUACCACAGGAAGAACCACAAGCCCGAGAAGGAGUACAUCUGCGACAUCUGCACGAAGAGCUUCAACGCGCAGUGCAAACUGCAGCGACACAUCGUCAGCCACCGCGCCGACAGAUUCGUGCUGCGGUACGAGUGCCCCGUGUGCGCGCACAUGUUCAACACCAAGUACCACGUGCAGAUGCAUCUCGCCACACACCAGAAGGAGGGACUAAUCCAAGAGGAGAAUCGCAAUGAGAUCCUGGCGAUGGUGUUACAAAACGCGCGUAAGAUACCGAAAACGCCGGACGCGCCCUCCGCCCUCACCGACAUCGUGCCGGCCGACGAGAGGAGUCGUGUCUGCAACAUAUGCGGGGAGAUAUUCCAGCACUUCUAUUACCUGGAGGAGCAUCUAAAGAGUCACGGCUCAAAAAUAGCUGUAGAAGACAAUGAAAAGGCUAAAGAAAAAAAACACAUAUGUAAAAUAUGCAAUAAAGGCUUUAAGCUACAUUAUUAUUUGAAAUUACAUAGUUUUACUCAUACUAAAGAGAAGCCGUUCAUUUGCCAGCAGUGCGGAAAGGGCUUCAUUACCAAAGGUAAGUUGAAAAGACAUUUGGAGACACACACCGGCUUGAAAAAAUACCAGUGUCAUAUUUGUUAUAAGUUCUUCACACGGCCCAGUUAUCUAAGGAUUCAUGUUAGGACUAUACACGGUACACAGGAUUAUAAUUUUAGACUAGAAAAACAGUAUGGGUUGUCUGCUGUACCCCUCAUGGGGCACUCCGCUUGAAUUGAGUCGAGCCACUUUUAAUAUAAGUGUACCUUAACUGUAAUUUUAUAUGGAGUGAUAAUUUUUUACCUGUCAAACGUUUAGGCAACUAAUGUCAAUUUUUUUUUUUAAUUAUAUUAUUGACAAGAAUUCAAUGUUGAGACCAAAAUUUAAAUAUAUUAAUAAAAAAACAGGUUUAUAUAAAGAAUUGUAUGAAGUGGUAUUUUUAUGUAUUUUAUAAUGAAUAUGGGUACCUUGAUGCGGGUAUGUUGUUUAGUUUGUACGGUUUUAGUUUUCUAUAUAUGGGUGUAGCUGGGAUACUGGGGGGCACACACAGGGGAGCACAGUAACCGUUAUAAAGCACUUCUUAACUUGCAACUUGUGAUUAUUAUUUAAUUUAGUGUUUUAUAGUUUUAUUUAAUUGUAAAUCUUUUAUGGAUUUUUAUAUAACCCUUCCCAGCUGCACCCAUGGCUACUGUUUUUAGCCUACACAAAAAAAAAAUUGCAAUUUUAAAGAUAUACAUAAAAUGUUUCAAAUGUUUUCAACAUUUCUGCUUGUAUAUUCUUUUUUUUAAAUUGGUUGUUUAUAAGUAAUUUUUAAAUAUAUAAAUAAAAUACUUUGGUACUAUUGGUUGUUUAUAAUAUUUUUCAAAUUGAUUCAUCGCAUUCAUCACAAUGGUGUUGGUUAAUAUUGUACUUAUUUUAGUUAUUAAAUAAGCUGGCAACAAUAACUUGUAAGAUUUUGUGAUGGUUUGUUUAAAAUUAUUAAAAGUAAUAUUAAAAACGGUUCCGGUUUUAUACAAACGUUUUUAAAUAUUGUUAAAAUUAGGAGAUUUAAUCUGUCAAACAGAUAAUUGCUUUUAUUACUAUGUAUAAUGAAAUUAAGUAUUAUUUUAACUGUGUAGGAAAGACGGUGCGUUUUUUUUUAAUUAUGUAUAUUUUUCAAAAUGUAAAUAUUAAACAAUAUUAAGUUUUUGUAUUGUUUGUAAUUAAAUGUUUUGUACAGUGGUCCAAAUGUCAAAUGUAAGAUUUUUAUCCCAUCCAAUAUGAUUAAGGUUUGUGUUUUAAUGUUUUCGAAAUGUCAGUGAAAACUGUUGACGUCUGAAAUGGCGGGAUUUUUUAAAACAAGAUGGCGUCUUUUAAUUUCAAUGUAUUUCAAUUAGGUACAGAUUUUUUAUUACUUUUUUAAUUUCAAUAACAAAAAUGUUGACGUCUAAAUUGGCGGCAAAAUCUUUAUUACGAAUUGGCGUCAUUUUAAUUUUAUGUAUUGCAAUUCUUUUAUCACUUUCCUCAGAAUUCAUUCUAAUGUUAUAAAAUGCACGGUUUUUAAAACGAUCUCAACGAAUGGAAAGAUAGUUGCUUAAAAUUGCACGUUACUUAGAAUAAGUUGUACAUUCAAGUUUUUGAUCGGCUGCGCUGAGGCGGUUGUGUUGUAGCAAUAAUUUUUCACAAAAAAACGUGGUGUUGUAAAUUUUUUCUCACUUUUAAAGGUUGUUAAUUUUGUA